AUGACAGGAGCCUUACCAAGAAGCAGCAAAAGAAGAUCUGGCAUGAUGGGCGUCUUUUGCUGUCUCCCCACUCGUCGACAACGACACCUACAGGUACCCAGAGGGCAGGCCAUGUCUCAACCACUUCCUUUAUACCACGAUGAUGACCCCCGCGAGAAAUCACAACCCGACCUCUCAUCGCCAAACCCAUGGCUACAACCCAACAACAGACCAACAUCAAGCGCAAGUUGGGCCUCAUACUUGACUUCAGCCUCGACACCACCCUCACCCUCACCCUCGCCUUCCAACCCAACUACUCCUAUCGAUAUCAACGCCCGCUUCGCCUCUUGCACAAACCACCUCAACCAGAUUUUUGGAAGUCAUUACGUCCCUACACAAAUCUCCCCUCCAUGUCCUACCCGACGACCACCACCACCCCAAACAUCCGAAACCGCUCCUCCACCUCUUUACACAGCUCUCUCAACCAGCGCAGAUAUGGACCUACCCUCCUACGCAGACGUUCUCGGAAGACCUUCUGCCGUCCGUGCUACACCAAGAGAGGCACCGCCUUCUUUUGAGGCAGCAAAGAUCCAGGAACAUGAGGAGGGCCAUGGUGAUGAUCCGUUUCGGUGGCCGGGGUGUGAGUAUUGCCGGGUGUAUUCUUUGUGGGUUUGUUAUUGGAGGGGGGGUGGGGAGGUCAGGGGGUGA
Sordaria macrospora k-hell is the source of this 687-nucleotide messenger RNA. RefSeq lists its product as uncharacterized. The record is from RefSeq and is a predicted model, not a curated record. Lineage: Eukaryota; Fungi; Ascomycota; Sordariomycetes; Sordariales; Sordariaceae.